AUGAUUCACGGUCCUAAUUCCCAAUUUUCAGGUGCAUUUACAAUAGGUAAACGAUAUGAAUGUAAUUAUUCCCUCUAAAACUUUUAGCUGCAAUAUACUAAACUAAUCCAAAUCCAGGGUAAUGUAUGCUAUUGACAUAGUCCAAAUCACUAUACUAUUAAUCCAAUUGAUAAACCUAUAGGAUUUAGAUUUUCUAAAUCAAAUAGAAAACCUUUAUAUUCAAAAAGUAUAGCACCAGAUCCUGGAGCAUAUGAUCUUAAAUUUAAAGUUUACAGAAAUAUAACUUAAUUAGACAAUCUGUCAAAAUGUUCCAUGUGCUGUUUUUACAACUGCCAAAGAUCAUUAAUAAAGAGGAUUAGAAAUUGGUCCGGGAUCUUAUAAUUGGACUGAUUAAAAAAAAGCACCAGCUUUUACUUUUCAAAGUAAAUUCGAUUCUAUUGGUAAUCAAAUAAUAUAAAAUCCUGGUCCUGGUACUUAUGACAUUAAACAUUAUCAUACUCAUUAACCUCAAAACAAGGGUUUAUCUACAAGUAAAAGGGUUAAUCAUUUAACAUCAAGUUCACCAGGACCAGGAGCAUAUGAAGUUGAAAUCCCUAGAUUCUCUACAAGCAUAAAGUAUUAGUUAAUUUCUAAAAGAUUUCCAAAAUCUUAAAGAAGUCUAGAUGUAAGUUAAAUUGGACCUGGCCCAGGAGCAUUUGAUUUGACAAUUCCUAAAUAAUAAGGGAUAACAUUUGGAGUCAAAGGAAAUCAAUAAAUAGAAAAAUCAAAUAUUCCUGGACCAGGUAGUUACAAAUUAAAAUCAUUUGUUGAAUAUGAUGAAAGAGAAUAAAAAUAAAAUAAAAUGAAAGGUGUUAAGUAAUAAUAAUUUACUCAAAAUAGAAUUGGUACUUCAGUGAGAAAUAGUGAAAAUUUACUUAAACAAGGACCAUCUCCAUUAGAUUACGACGUUUCUAAAUACAAACAUCCGACAAGACAUGCUAGGUAAAUGAAAUUACAAUUAUUUAAGUUUUGGAAAUGCAGUCAGAUCAUCAAUAAUUUAAAAUGAUAAAACUCCAGGUCCUGGAGCAUAUAAGAUUGAUUCUAAACUUAGAAGAAAUGGCCCAAUAAUUCCUAAAGCAUAAAAAGAAUUUAAUCAUUUAGAAUAUAUUCCUGUAAAUUUCUAAAUUCAAAAUUUAGGGUCCAGGAAAGUACAAUCCUAAUACAUCAUUAUCAUCAAAUAAAGGACCUAGUUAUCAUAUAGCUGGCAAAUAUGACAAACCAUUAGAAAGUAGUUUAGUUGGACCUGGAAGAUAUAAUAUAGAAAGGAAUAUUAACGAUGGUCCAAAAUAUACAUUUCCAGCCCUAGAAAAAAGUAUGGAUAACAAAUCACUAGACAUAAAUCAGUAUAUUUUCUUAAGAUUUAUUAAUAUAGAUCACAUUGCUACGAAAUCUAAUAAACUAUUGGGUAUAUACCUCCAUACAACUUACAUAAUUGAAUAAAAUCAAAACGGAU
Messenger RNA from Paramecium sonneborni, 1492 nucleotides. NCBI's taxonomy places the organism in Eukaryota, Ciliophora, Oligohymenophorea, Peniculida, Parameciidae. The record is from the annotation of a GenBank genome assembly.